UCUCUCCGCAUCCAUCCCCAGCAGCACAGCUCCGUUGGUCUUCCUACUCUGCUCAUCUCCUCUUGGAAGAAGCAGCCAUGUCCCGGCAGUCUGUCUGCAGAAGCUUUGGAGGUGGCAGCAGAAGGGGCUACAGCUCUUGCUCUGCCAUCGGCGGUGGCUUUGGAGGAAGUGGUGGCAGGAGCAGGAUCAGCUACAGCUCAUUCUCCACAUCCCGGGGAACUGGAGGCGGCGGACGCUGUGGAGGUUUCAGCAGCAGGAGCCUCCAUAACAUGGGUGGCAGCGGAAGGAUUUCCAUGGGUGGCUCUUAUGGCGGAGGAUACGGAUGUAGAAUUGUUGGCCUUGGUGGAGGCUAUGGAGGAGGAUUUGGCAGCAUUGGAGGAGGUGUAAUUGGUGGAGGAGUAGGCAGCUUUGGUGGCCCUGUGAGAGGUGGCCCUGGGUUCCCUGGAGGCAUCCAACCGGUGCAGGUUGACCCAACCCUCCUGCGGCCGGUCCAUGUUGACAUUGACCCUCAGAUCCAACAAGUGAAGUGCCAGGAGAAGGAGCAGAUCAAGACCCUUAACAACCAGUUUGCCUCCUUCAUUGACAAGGUGCGCUUCCUGGAGCAGCAGAACAAGGUUCUCUCCACCAAGUGGGAGCUCCUGCAGCAGCAAGGGCCCUCGGGACCCAGGAAGAACCUGGAUGUCAUCUUUGAGAAUUACAUCCAGGGCCUAAGGAGGAGGUUGGAGUCUCUGUUGGGACAGCGGGGAGAGCUGGAAUCCGAGCUGCAGAACAUGCGCCAAUACGUGGAGGAGUACAAAACCAAGUAUGAGGAAGAGAUCAACAGGCGCACUGCUGCUGAGAAUGAGUUUGUGGUGCUGAAGAAGGGUGAAGACACUCCCAUCCAAAACGCCAGCACUCACGCCCCAAGAUGUCAUACCUUCCGAGCGGGAGACAAAUAUGCUGAGUCUCUUCAAACUUUGGUGUCACGAAUUCCCAUUGAAGAUUGGGAAACUUCUAAUAUGCCGAAGGCAAUUUAA
Molecule: messenger RNA, 1016 nt
Organism: Meleagris gallopavo (turkey)
Lineage: Eukaryota; Metazoa; Chordata; Aves; Galliformes; Phasianidae
Source: RefSeq, a predicted model, not a curated record